CACCCACCCGACCACACUGCUUGAAGUUGAGGCGACGUUGAUUUGCUGACUCUGAUUGCUUCCUGCAUGACGAGGUCAGAGGACGAGCUAAACUGGAUACUUACAAAGGUAUUUAGCUUGAUAUAAAGAUAUUUCAUUAACGCUACAGCAGCAGCUGCACCGCAACUCCGGAAUACACCAUGUCUCUUACCGUCAAGAGCAUAUCUGUAGUUUACAACCCCGUUAAUCAGAAUAACACGUUCACCAACGGAGACUUUAUAUCGGGACAAAUCAUUCUCGAAGUUGCGAAGGAUACACAAAUGCAGUCUUUGGGUAUCAAGAUCAAAGGGAAGGCGGACGUCUACUGGACCGAACGACAUGGCAAAACCACUGUUGUUUACUCAGACAAGGAAAAAUAUUAUUCAAUAGAGAGGUUUUUCGUUCACGAAGACAAAAAACACGAGCACGCAUUACUGAAAGAUCCUUCUGGACAGCCUUAUUGCGCUGUUGUAGGACCAGGGCGUCAUGUUUACCCAUUCCUGUUUCAGCUGCCUCAACAGAACUUUCCUCCAUCUUUCAAGGGUUCAGCAGGCAAAAUUGUGUACAGCUUAAAGGCAAAACUGUCUAGGUCAAUGCGUAUUUCUAGCACAGCCACAGCUGAGUUCCACUAUGUCCCCAGACCUGAGCUGUCUAAUCCUGAACUAAUGGCGCCUCAGUAUGGAAGCAAAGAUAAACAAAUGAAGUUCUUCACAUCUGGGAGUGUUUCUAUGAACAUACGCACUGAGAAAAUGGGAUACUAUCUUGAUGAGGGGUUAAAAGUUUUGGCUGAAAUUCAGAACAAUUCAUCCCGUGCCAUCAAGCCUAAAUACUGCCUGUAUCAAAAGCACAGUUUCUUUGCAAGAGGCAAACGAAGACUACACACACAUGACAUUAUUAAGGAGGAAGGAGAACCUAUUGAGCCAAACACAAACAAGAAUAUCACUAAAGUGCUUGCCAUCCCGCCCAGCCUUACUGUCUCGACCCUAAACUGUAGAAUUAUUAAGGUUGAGUACAGACUGAGAGUCUACUUGGAUGUGCCGUACGCCUCGGAUCCAGAGAUCAAAUUUCCAAUAGUGUUUCUUCCUCCUCAGACUACCUCAGGUGCAAGGGGUCCCUCCUCUAACAGUGACUUUGGAAUUUGGAACCAACAAGCAGGAGGCAGUGCAUACCCCAAUGCACCCCCAUCUGCCCCACCUGCACCUCCAUCUGCCCCACUUGCACCUCAGUUUGGUGCCCCUGGUUACUCUGGACCUCCUGGUCAGUUUGGUGCCCCUGGUUACUCUGGACCUCCUGGUCAGUUUGGUGCCCCUGGUUACUCUGGACCUCCUGGUCAGUUUGGUCCCCCUGGUUACUCUGGACCCCCUGGUCAAUUUGCUGCUUCUGGUUACUCCGGACCUCCAAGUCAGUUUCCUCCUCCUAGUUACCCUGGACCUCCAGCUCAACAAUGUCCUUCAAAUCCUCAACAACCCGAUUCAUCAGCUCCACCUCCUUAUCAGGAAUAUCAAUUAUAUCCACAGCUGCCUGAUGACACUAAAAAAUCUUGACAAAGUGAAUAAAUGAUACAUGUUUUUAUGUGAGCUUAAGUUAUUUUAAUUGGCAUUAAUAUAGAUUUUAGUAUUUCUGUCUCUAUACCUGCAUAAAGGAAAAUUUAUGAGGUAUUUUACAUUUAUAAUAUGAAUGUAUUUAGUAUAGUAACACUUUACAAAAGGUUGUAUUGGUCAACAUUAGUAAAUGCAUUAACUGAAAUUAACAAAAAAUGUAGUAUUCAGCCAUUAUUAAGUCUUGUUAAUGUUGGUAUAUUUUAGUAUAGUUAUACAUUUAUUCUUGUAGUUUACUGCUACAAGAAACAUUUGAUUUAAAAAUUGAUUAGUAAAUGCUUAAAUUAAAGGGAUAGUUCACCCAAAAAUUUAAAUUCUGUCAUAAUUUAUUCACCCUCAUUUUUUCUAAACCUGUAUUUUUUUAAUUUGAUGAACAUGAAGAUAUGUUGAUAAAUAAUAAGCACACAGCUGAUUUUAACCAUUGACUUGCAUAGGAAAACAAAUAAUAUGGAAGUAUUGUGAUAAAAGGAAAAAAAUCUUAAGAAAGAAAUUCAUACAGGUUUAGAGCAACAUGAGAAUGAAAAAAUGAUGACAGAAUUUUCAUUAUUGGUUAAAUGAUCCCUUCAACAUCGGCCAAGAUUAAUCAAUGCAGAAGUAUUGUUCUCUGAUAGUUAAAGGGAUAGUUCACUUUAAAAUGAAAAUUCUGUCAUUAUUUUCUCAUCCUCAUGUUGUUCUAAACCUAUAAUUUUUUUCCUGAUGAACACAAAAAAAGAUAUUUUGAGAUUAUGGUAAACACACAGCAGUAAGUGACCAUUGACUUCCAUAGUAGGAAUAAAUAUUUUGGAAGUAUUAUUAUAAAUGAUUAAGAACAUACUUUUAUAAAUGAUGGUAAGCACAGUUGAGAGUACCCAUUAAAUUCCAUUAUAUUUUUUUAUUCCUACUAUGGAAGUCAAUGGUCACUUACUGCUGUGUGUUUACCAUCAUUUCUCAAAAUAUCUUCUUUUGUGUUCAUCAGAAAAUUCAUACAGGUUUAGAACAGCAUGAGGAUGAUUAAAUGAUGACAGUGAACUAUCCCUUUAAUAUUAGGUAAGGCAAUAACUAAAUGUUAACAAAUACAACUUACAUAAAAUAUAGUACAUUGUAUUAUAUACAAUAUAAUACAUAUAAUAACCUGAAAUAUAUUGUGAUAUAUUCUUUAAAAGUCAAAAGUGAAUUUUUUUUACGUGGACAACAAAAAUGAAUCUUUUUAAAUACUUAAUAGUGACUAAAAGCUGAAACCAUUUUCUUUAAAUGGAAAUAUGAUUUUAGCUUAGUAAGAUUUACUAGUGUAAUAUAUGUGCAGAAAUAAGCAAACUUCUUUGCCUGUUGUAAAAGCAUUGUCAUGUUUGCUCAAGUAUCGCCAACGAUAAAAGAGAUUACUGUGCUACAAUAUGUCUUGAACGGCACACAGUACUUGACAUUUGUGAUAUAUUUAACAAAUUGCAGCUCUUUUGUCUGUGGGUCUGUAUACAGAAAAUAAUCACCGCAGUUGAUACAUUUCAGAAUAGGCACAUUCCUCAAAGUCUUUGCUGCAAAUAUGUAACAUUUUCACUGUUAUGGCCCAAGAAUAUAAAUGGUUAAUUUACAGAAACUCACCUUGACCCUGCGUAAACGUCUCAAUAAGCAAAGGUUUAAGUUGUUUAUGUUAACUCUUAAUCAGUCAAUCAGUUUUCCUUUGAGUUUACCAAGCAGGAACUGAAUAUGGAAUGGGCAAUGGAGGCAAAUUGUGUUUACCUUUUAUGGGGGCAUGCAGACUGGGUGCAUGAUUUUUGAAAGCCAAUGUUGACAUUUGAAAUCACCUAAACAAACACACCCCUACCCCAAUCUGGACCAUGUUUUGAUAGAACCGCCACACAUGCGCAACCCUGGCAACGAUGUUGGUUAGUAGACAUGCUCCUUACUGCUGAUUGGCUACAAGUGUGUUUUGAUACUCAGCCCGAAUCCCUUUUCCAAAGCGUUUCUCAAAAAUCAUGCACCCCGCCUUUAAGUAUUAUUAUUAAGGCUAUAGUUGUGGCUUUUAGCAAAAAUUCUAAAAAAAUCUAGCAAAUUAUGAAAUGCAAAUAAAUAAAAUGUAUUUAAAAAAAAUAUGGAAGUAUAAAAAUUUUUGUACAUUAUAGCAUCAAAAUGGUUGAAUCCACUUGUACUCACUAAUAGAAUGGUGAUAAAUAAAAUUCCAAGGUCACCUGCAUGACUGUAGUGACAGAAAUACUUACAAGUGACCCCAAUGCCAUGUUUCUGUGUUUUCUGUAUACACACCACCUCAUUUGCACAUCUUCAGCUGCUAUUGCAGAAUACUUAGUUUUUUUUUAUCAAAUUAAAAUGGUUUAAUGCUAAACUGUACAGGACAAGCGGGUUAAAAAAAUGAAUGGAUGUAAAAAUACAUGUUGAAUUCUGUAGUGUGAGAUUUGAAUUAAAAUAUAAAAAAUGCAAAGGAUAAAAUUUUUUAUUUUGUUUCAGAGUUGUUCCAAUAUUUUAUGGAAGGUUUAACAUGGCAUGAAAGUAAAUUUCGUAUGUUUUU
Messenger RNA from Misgurnus anguillicaudatus (oriental weatherfish), 4113 nucleotides. RefSeq names its product arrestin domain-containing protein 3. Gene Ontology annotation, biological process: protein transport. Lineage: Eukaryota; Metazoa; Chordata; Actinopteri; Cypriniformes; Cobitidae. The record is from RefSeq and is a predicted model, not a curated record. Gene Ontology annotation, cellular component: cytoplasm; plasma membrane.